AUGGCAGAGUUUGAUACCAAAUCACAACGUAUGUUAAACUCACUGGAAUCGGGUAUCAAUUCGCUCACUAUUACCGAUGAAGAAACUUCAGCAUCGAAGCUAGAAGCAACUGGAAGGUAUCGUGUUCUGCGUUUAUUAUCAACACGAUCGAAACCUAUCGAUCGAUUACCAAUAGAGAAUGAAAAAGUAGGUAUUGUUCUCGAUGUGGAAACAACAGGUCUUAAUUCACAAACCGACGAUGUGAUCGAACUCGGAAUGAUCAAGUUUAUCUAUAGAGAUUGUGGAGAGAUUUCUGAUGUCAUCGGUAUAUUUGAGGAACUGAAUGAACCUCGUCAGCCUGUCCCUGAUUUUAUUACGAAACUUACAAAAAUUACAAAUGAAAUGUUGAGAGGAAAGAAGAUUUGUAUUGCGGCUGUAAACGAAUUUAUUGUCAAUGCUGAUCUCAUCAUUGCUCACAAUGCAGCCUUUGAUCGACCGUUUUGCGAAAACUUAUCCGACGAAUUUUCAAGAAAAAAAUGGGCAUGUAGUAUGAAUGAAGUCAAGUGGUCUGAUCAUGGAUUCGAAAGUCUCAAAUUAAAAUAUCUUCUUGUUGACCUUGGAUAUUUCUAUGGAACUCAUCGUGCACUCGAUGAUACUUAUGCAGUACUUAAACUUUUAUCAACUCAACUCCCUGACAAACAAGAAACUGGUCUUGCACAGCUACUCGAGUUCUCCAACAGGACAACUGUCCUUAUUAGAGCAAUUCAGUUUCCUUACAAAUACAAAGAUAACUUGAAACAACGUGGAUACAAAUGGUGCGAAAACAAUGAAAAUGAAAAGUUCUGGUGGACGGAAGUUUCAUUAGAUAAAAAGGACGAUGAACUUAGAUUUCUCAAGCAAGACAAAUUCAACUAUAAAGUUGAACCGAAAUUAACGACCAUAUCAGCAUUAGAAAGAUACAAAUCUUGGCAAAAACUUCCGUAA
Adineta ricciae is the source of this 963-nucleotide messenger RNA. The record is from the annotation of a GenBank genome assembly. NCBI's taxonomy places the organism in Eukaryota, Metazoa, Rotifera, Eurotatoria, Adinetida, Adinetidae.